Messenger RNA from Neohortaea acidophila, 848 nucleotides. Its product is annotated as ribosomal protein L18e/L15P. Gene Ontology annotation, molecular function: structural constituent of ribosome; RNA binding. The coding region runs from base 45 to 614 and encodes 189 amino acids. The record is from RefSeq and is a predicted model, not a curated record. Gene Ontology annotation, biological process: translation. Lineage: Eukaryota; Fungi; Ascomycota; Dothideomycetes; Mycosphaerellales; Teratosphaeriaceae. The transcript has 5 exons. Gene Ontology annotation, cellular component: cytosolic large ribosomal subunit; ribosome.
CACUCCGCUGUCAGACCCCAUUCCACCGCGACAAAACAGCAAAGAUGGGUAUCGAUCUAGACAAGCACCAUGUGCGAAGCGGCCACCGUCGUGCGCCCGUCAGCGAGAACCCCUACCUCCGCAUCCUCCACAAGCUCUACCAAUUCCUCAGCCGCCGUACCGACUCGAAGUUCAACCAGACCGUCCUCCGCCGUCUACGCAUGAGCAAAAUCAACCGCCCGCCGAUCAGCUUGAGCAAGAUCGUCUCCGUGACCGCAAAUGAGCACUCGGCCAAAGCCCUCGAGGGUAAGAUCCGAGCUAUCGUCGCCACCGUCACCGAUGACACCCGCCUCUACGAGGUGCCCAAGAUGACCAUCUGCGCCCUGCGCUUCACCGCCACCGCUCGUGCCCGCAUCGAGAAGGCUGGCGGAGAGUGCUUGACCUUCGAUCAGCUCGCCAUGCGUGCCCCCACUGGCUCGGGUGUUGUCCUCCUCCGUGGUCCCAAGAACUCCCGUGAGGCUGUCAAGCACUUUGGCUUUGGCCCCCACAAGAACAAGAAACCCUACAUCGAGAGCAAGGGCCGGAAGUUUGAGAAGGCUCGUGGACGCAGACGAUCGCGUGGUUUCAAGGUGUAAACGCUGCACUACGGGGAUGGUACUGGUGCAGUGGACAUCGUCAUGGAGUCUAUUGCCUGGCUGAGUCGAGCUUGUCAAAUAGAGUAGUCUCAUCAGUCAAUGGCGUGGAGAGGCAGGCUCUACGGUGUGAUUUCGUAGCUGGUCCAAUCAUGAAUCGUUAAAAAUUUUGAGUGCCAAUCCCAAGUCCCUGCCUGAGGCACCACAAAAUUUGGUCUGCACCUCAUACCUCACUUG